Moneuplotes crassus is the source of this 762-nucleotide messenger RNA. The record is from the annotation of a GenBank genome assembly. NCBI's taxonomy places the organism in Eukaryota, Ciliophora, Spirotrichea, Euplotida, Euplotidae.
UUAAAGCUAGAGAAAAGCAGAUUAUUGAUAAUGUUAACCAAGCUCUCUCUGAAAUCUUGCCAAUAUGCCAUAACAAAGGCGGUUAUGGCCUGAACAUCUAUUUUAGAGGACUGAAUAAAUAAAAAUCGUCAUGAAAGAGAUGUUGUACUAAAGCAUUUCAAAGUACCUUGGACGCGUAUUCAAAGUUUGAGUGUGUUUAAAUUUAAAUUUGAAAAAGACUUGUACAAGAGCAAAUAUAUGAACAAAUUUAUCUCUAAAUUUCCAACUGAAUUACAAUUUUUAAAUCUUGAAUAUGAUCAAUAUUCUUGAAAUAGUCGAACUAUGAGCAUCUCUCCAAUGUUUCCAAAUCUUCUGAAGCAAUUAUGCAAAGUGAAGAACAUAAUAAAGCUGAACAACAUAGCUCUUGGAUACAAACAGUUUGCUUUGCUGAUUUCCAAAAACCCUUAUAUAUCAAGAUUUAUAUUUGAAAAUUGAAAAAUCUCCAAAGGAACAAUCAAAACAACACUUAAAGGCCAGUCCAAUCUCAAACGGUUAGAAUUUUCCUCCGAUCGCUAUCGCAACGAUAUCACAAUCAGAGGGAAAGAGUAUGCUGAAAAUAUAUUAGAGAACGUGCUGCAAUGUCCCUGAGUAAAAUCGUUGGAGCAAAUCAGCUUUACUUUGAUUGGAUUUAAACCCCCAGAUGCGAAGAAGGCCAAGCAGAAGUAUGGGCUGGAAGGCAUCAGACUAUAUAUUGAUAAUAAAGGAGGAGUCAGAGUAUUUUAG